GUCCUUUCUCCUCCUCUGCCUCUGCUAGCUGCUUUGUGCUUUCUUUCCAUCUAUCUCUCUCUGCCUGCAUUUUUUUUCUCUCCCGCUACCCCCUUCUCUCUCUCUCUCUCCCAUGGCAGGAUUUUCAAGUGUGAAUGUGUGUUCGAUCGUGUGUUCUUUAAUUUCUCCUCAACAAUAAUCGUCCAUAAAAAAGAUUGUUCUCGCGGUAAUUCACAACUCAGUAUUGCGUUCCCAAGAUUGCAAGAAUAUAUAUAAUCCUCCAUAAAGAAGACUGUAUUUCGUAGAGACCACAUCGCUCUUAUUAAGUUAAGAAGAAUAAUAUGUAUGGCUACUCAAAUUGCUGUCCCCGUCCUGGAAACUGAAGACGUUCCAAAAAUAGUCUAAUUCGAUCAAACCAAGAUCUCAGACACGAGUGUCCUUAAACGAUCUUAAGCAAAUGCAAGCCCCCUGCCGCCGAUUACCGAUGCCAGUUUGGCUCCUCGAGUUUCAGAGGGGCAUUCAUCUUUAUCAUAUUCCAUUUCUUGGACGACAUGGCCAACCAACAUGUAUUGUUCGUAAUAUAGAAACUCAUGAGUUCUUUCAGCUAACUAUUUGAACUCCGAUCCUUCACGUUAAUACUGCCUGUUAUGCAAGUGGGGGCGUGGGUCCCAGUGAGCCAGCUUGCAGAGGAGGAGGUGGCUGCGUACAGGCAGCUGGAGGAAGAGAGGAUCGCCAAAGUCCUAGACGACCUCUUGGCAAUUUGCCAAAGUCAAAAGGUGAAUGCGAGCAAGAUCAUCAUCGCGAGCGACGAUAUCGCCAGGGGUCUCGUGCAGUUGGUUGACGACCAUGGGGUCACCGAGCUCGUCAUGGGCGCUGCGUCUGAUCGGGCGUACGGCAGGAAGAUGCGGGCGCCAAGGUCUAAGAAGGCGCUAACGGUGCAGCAGAAGGCGAAUCCCUCUUGCAGGAUCUGGUUCGUCUGCAGGGGAAAUCUUAUCUGCACCAGGGACGCUAGCGAGGGACAAGCUCAUAGAGCUGAAUCGUCCACAGCUAGCACAAGCCCCAGGACAAGCACUUCUGACUGCUCGAGAUCGAAAUCCUCGCCAUGCCUGCACAGCGAGACAUUCAGCACACAAGAAACAGACGAUCCAUCAGCUGAACAGACUCAUGGAAGGGACCUCAACAUAGAGGAUUCAAAUAAUCAAGCAACCACCAUUGCUGGAUCCUCAGCAGCUGUGCAUUUGCUACAAGAGAUUCAAGAGGACCGGGAAAUGCCCGCAUCGGACGGUUUGGAUGCUGGUGAGAUGGAUGAUGCCUUGUAUGAGAAGCUGAAGCAUGCGCUCAUGGAAGCUGAGAACCUGAAGCAAGAGGCGUACGAAGAGACUCGCCGGCGUCAGAUGGCCGAGCGCGGGCUCGCUGAAGCGUCCAGGAUGGCCGACGAAGCAGAGAGAUCGUAUCAGAGAGAGGCUAGGCAUCGGAAGGAGGUGGAGGAGAUGGUGGCGAGAGAGCGCGCGGCCAUGGAGCAGGACAAGCGAGAGCUCGACGGCAUCCUGGAUCAGAUACGGAAGGUCGACGACCGGAGCGCCGAGCUGGAGCUCCAGAUCACGACCUCGGAGCACACGAUGAACGACUUGGAGGCCAGGCUGUCGGAAUCGUACAACCUCCUCGACACACUCCGGCACGGACAUCAUCCUUGCAAUGCGUCGGAGUCCGCGUCCAGAGAGGAGGGCGGCGGCGAGCAGAGAGUGAGCUUCUUGCACCUGGGUUACUCGGAGCUGGACGAGGCCACCAAGCAUUUCGACGAGUCUGUCAGGAUCGACGGCGGCGGCGGCAGCAGGGGCAAAGUGUACAGAGGGGAGCUGCGCAACAUGUCCGUCGCCGUGAAGGUGGUGGACCGCGACGUGGCCGUGGACGAGGCCCGUUUCGCCCGUGCGGUGGAAGGCAUCGCCCGAGCGAGACACCCGAACGUGGUGACGCUCGUGGGCGCGUGCCCGGCGGCGCGCGCUGUCGUGUACGAGCUGGUGCCGGGCGGGAGUCUGGAGGAGCGCCUGGGUCCGGGACCGGGAGGCGGGAACGGGAACGGGAACGGGAGUGGCUCGGCGCCGCCGUCGCUGCCGUGGCAUGCGCGGUGCGGCGUCGCGUACGGGGCGUGCUCCGCGCUGGCGUUCCUGCACUCCACGCUGCCGCGGGCGACGGUGCACGGCGACGUGAGGCCGGCGAACAUCCUGGUGGUGGAGGACGACGCGCGGCGCGGGUGGUCGUGCAAGCUGGCCGGCCUCGGCGAGCGCGGGCUCGUGGAGGAGCGAGCGCGCCCCGGCGGCGCCGGCCCGGCGGCGCGGGCGUACGCGGACCCGCGGUACCUCGCUGCGACGGGGGAGCUGAUCCUGACCCCGCACUGCGACGUGUACGCGCUGGGCGUGGUCCUCCUCCGGCUGGUGACCGGGAGGCCGGCGUUCCUGGCGAGGAAGGCGGCGCGGGAGGCCGCGGGCGGCAGGGCGUCGUGGCAGGAGGUGGCGGCGGGAGGGUGGCCGACGGAGCGCGCCAGGGAGGUGGCUCUGCUCGGGCUGAGAUGCUGCGGCGUGGACGUGGAGGCGGAGCGGAGGCCGCGGCUCCCCGCCGCGGUGCUGCUGGAGGAGGCCCGCGGCGUGCUGGAGGCCGCGAUGAGCUCCGCGCCGAGCAGGUCGCCGUCGUCGCUGUCCCUGUCGGACGGCGCCCCGUCCUACUUCCUCUGCCCGAUACUCAAGGAGGUGAUGAGGGACCCGCAGAUCGCCGGCGACGGGUUCACGUACGAGGCGGAGGCCAUCGGGGAGUGGCUGUGCGGCGGACACGACACGUCGCCGAUGACCAACCUGAAGCUCCCCACGCGGAAGCUGGUCCCCAACCACGCGCUCCGCUCCGCCAUCCACGAGUGGCGCCACCGCCAGCUCCGUGCCCACCAUCGCCUGUACUGAUCCGGUGCAAAAUUUUAAUAGCCUCUUUUGUGUGUGUGUGUGUGUGUGUUUUGUUUUGAUUUGUUUUUGGCAAAUGUUCUCUGAUUGCCUGAGUGAUCAAUCGUCUUUGCAACGUGCACUGUACAGCCACGGAAAAUGUGCGAGAAACGAUUUUUUCUCCUGAAUUCCAUUUGACAGUUCUUUCAGCUCA
This is a messenger RNA of Sorghum bicolor (sorghum), 3117 nucleotides long. RefSeq names its product U-box domain-containing protein 33. The transcript has 7 exons. The record is from RefSeq and is a predicted model, not a curated record. The coding region runs from base 627 to 2927 and encodes 766 amino acids. Gene Ontology annotation, biological process: protein ubiquitination; protein phosphorylation. Lineage: Eukaryota; Viridiplantae; Streptophyta; Magnoliopsida; Poales; Poaceae. Gene Ontology annotation, molecular function: ATP binding; ubiquitin-protein transferase activity; protein kinase activity.